AUGCGCGCGGCCGCGCUGGGGCUGGCGCUCCGGGCGCUCUGGGCUCUGGCCCUCUCCUCCCUCUCCAACACGCUGGCGGUGAACAACAGCGGGCGGUGGUGGGGCAUCAUCAACGUGGCCUCGUCCACCAACCUGCUGACGGACUCCAAGAACGUGCAGCUGGUGCUGGACCCCAGCCUGCAGCUGCUGAGCCGCAAGCAGCGCAAGCUGAUCCGGCAGAACCCCGGCAUCCUGCACAGCGUCAGCUCCGGCCUCCAGACAGCCAUCAAGGAGUGCAAGUGGCAGUUCCGCAACCGCCGCUGGAACUGUCCCACCUCGCAGGGCCCCAACAUCUUCGGCAAAAUCGUCAACCGGGGCUGCCGGGAGACGGCGUUCAUCUUUGCCAUCACCAGCGCCGGCGUGACGCACUCGGUGGCCCGGUCGUGCUCCGAGGGGUCCAUCGAGUCCUGCACCUGCGACUACCGGCGCCGUGGCCCCGGGGGGCCCGACUGGCACUGGGGGGGCUGCAGCGACAACAUCGACUUCGGGCGCCUCUUCGGGAGGGAGUUCGUGGACUCCAGCGAGAAGGGCCGAGACCUGCGUUUCCUCAUGAACCUGCACAACAACGAGGCUGGGCGCAUGACGGUCUUCUCGGAGAUGCGCCAGGAGUGCAAGUGCCACGGCAUGUCGGGCUCCUGCACCGUCCGCACCUGCUGGAUGCGGCUGCCCACCUUCCGCGCCGUGGGCGACGUCCUGAAGGAUCGCUUCGACGGCGCCUCCCGUGUCAUCUACGGCAACAAGGGCAGCAACCGGGCGUCGCGGGUGGAGCUGCACCACCUGGAGCCCGAGAACCCGGCCCACAAGCCGCCCUCGCCCCACGACCUCGUCUACUUCGAGAAGUCCCCCAAUUUCUGCACCUACAGCGGGAAGACGGGCACGGCGGGCACGGCGGGGAGGUUCUGCAACAGCUCCUCGCCGGGGCUGGACGGGUGCGAGCUGCUGUGCUGCGGGCGCGGGUACCGCACGCGCACCCAGCGCGUCACCGAGCGCUGCAACUGCACCUUCCACUGGUGCUGCCACGUCAGCUGCCUCAACUGCACCAACACCCAGGUGCUGCACGAGUGUCUGUGA
Molecule: messenger RNA, 1110 nt
Organism: Lepidothrix coronata (blue-crowned manakin)
Lineage: Eukaryota; Metazoa; Chordata; Aves; Passeriformes; Pipridae
Gene: WNT1
Product: Wnt family member 1
Exons: 4
Coding region: 1-1110 (369 amino acids)
Biological process (GO): cell fate commitment; multicellular organism development; neuron differentiation
Cellular component (GO): extracellular region
Molecular function (GO): frizzled binding; cytokine activity
Source: RefSeq, a predicted model, not a curated record